CGUACUUACAUAUUAACAAGGCAUUUUCUCCCGGUAGCUUCGCGUCAAGUCAAGUCAUAUCUCGAUAGGGCAACAUGCCCCCGCUGAAACGACGACGCGAAGGCGAUGAGCACGAAUGCGCCGUGCCUGAAGACCCUGUAGCCGCCGCCUCGUCACAGGCUGACGCCAACGCCGGGUUCGACUCUCGAGACGGAGAGUUCUGGCUCGAAGACGGCAGCAUCAUCCUCGUAUCGCGCCGAACUGGUUUCCGAGUGUACCGUCAUCUGCUGGCGGCACAGUCCCUUGUCUUCCACGACUUGGUGGCGUCGGCGGACCCGUCCACCGGCGAGAACUUCGAAGGAUGCCCGCUCGUUCAUCUCUCCGACUCACCUGAGGACCUGCGACAUCUUCUCAGGGCCAUCCUACCUAUUUCUAACACUACCUUCUUCCGCGAGACCGAGCGCGAAGGCGUGAUAAUGACCUUCGACGAGCUCUCCGCGGUCAUCCGUCUCUCCCACAAGUACGCUAUCGCGGACCUCCAAAAGCAAGCCAUCCGCGCCCUGAAGUCGUGCUUCAAGACCAACUUCGAUGCCCUCGAGUGGGACGUCGAAGAGGAUGUCAAAGGCUGUGUAGACUGGACGGACGUCCAUGCCAUCGGCGCAGUCAACCUUGCACGCCUCACCGACACCCUCGAGAUCCUUCCGUACGCGCUCUACCGGUGCACCCAGCUGCAUGGGCUUGUGCUCAGCGGCUGGACGCACGAGGACGGCACGGUUGAGCAUCUGGACAGGGACGACCUCCGGCGGUGCAUGGACGGCCGCGGCGAGCUCGCAUGGGAGAUGAACGCGCUCGUCUCCGCGAUCUUCGCCUCGGGAUACGGAAACCAGUGCGAGACUACAGACGCUUGUCGGGCGGGCCACGGGCUCGUCCUGCUGGGGAUCCUGAAGGGAGGAUUUGGGGGCACGGUCACCCCGGACGUCCUGAGGAGUUGGAGCAGGAUCAUCGCAUCGUUGCCGAGCAUCUGCGAGGCUUGCAAGGAAGGCAUGCAUGAGCGCGAUAGAGCUGAGCGGAGGAAGGUUUGGGAGAGGCUGCCUCGUUUGUUCGACCUCGAGACGAAUCAACGUGUGGAUGGUGAUCUUUACUAGGUGAUACGACUAGGGUGCUCGAGCCCGGGCUCUG
Messenger RNA from Trametes versicolor FP-101664 SS1, 1158 nucleotides. RefSeq lists its product as uncharacterized. NCBI's taxonomy places the organism in Eukaryota, Fungi, Basidiomycota, Agaricomycetes, Polyporales, Polyporaceae. The transcript is spliced from 2 exons. Bases 75 to 1124 code for a protein of 349 amino acids. The record is from RefSeq and is a predicted model, not a curated record.